AUGGAGAAUAUUCAAUUGUAUCUGUCGGCUGCACGAAAGUGGGUGCAGGAAGGUAUUGACGCAUGCAGCAGUUACCUUCAUCUUAUAGCAUGGGCACUUCCAGCCCUACUGACAAUUGCAGUUUUUGUCACACAUAAAGUCGAUGCGUCUGAAUUAACCGGGAUUUGCUCUGUUGGUAAUGCUAACCCGUGGGCUUUACUUGGAUUUGUCAUCAUACCGAAGCUGCUGUUUGUCCUUCUUGGAAGCUGUUUUAUAAUUGCUGGGUUUUCGAGUAUGUGCCGAGAAAGAGAUUCCUUCAGAAGAAGGGGCACAGAUACAUCGAAAUUGGAAAAAUUAAUGGUUAAAAUGGGAAUAUUCAGCGCAUUUUACAUAAUUCCUGCAGUUAUUAUGGUUGUCUGUGAUUGUUACCAUAUGUUUAUUCUGCUGAAAUGGCACACGUCUUCAAUUGCGUGCAAAAUAUACAGCACGCCAGGAAACAGCCUGUGCAAAAAUCCUGAAAAACUUCCCUUACCACAGUCUGAGUUGUAUAAGUUAAAUGUAAUAAUGUCUCUGUUGGUGGGUAUAUCAACGAGCAUGUGGACAGUUUCAAAGAAAACCUUUCACUCAUGGCAACGGGUACUGUGCUGUGGUUUAUGCUCAUCAGCGCCAGCGAAAAGUACACUUUCUGUCGGCGGGGCAUCUUCAGCUCUGAAUCGCCCGUUGAUACCAUCGGCUCAACCGCCACCCCCUCCCCACCAUUACCUUCCGAUGGCAUCGUCGUCGGCACCGUCGAAUCAGUUAGCCGUGACACAGUCAGCUUGGAAACAGUCUAAAAUUGUCUAG
Molecule: messenger RNA, 822 nt
Organism: Enterobius vermicularis (human pinworm)
Lineage: Eukaryota; Metazoa; Nematoda; Chromadorea; Rhabditida; Oxyuridae
Source: the annotation of a GenBank genome assembly